GUUGUCCCUUUCAUUAUACCUGGGAAGAGAAGAGAGUUUGUUUUAACUGUAGCGUUUCUCUUAUAAGGUAGUUGCCCCAGGAGCUCGAGUCUGUCAACAGCUGUGUGUGUGUGUGUGUGUGUGUGUGUGUGCCCCUCCCACCCUAUUUACGUGAAGGCCUCUGUUCAUUAUUUGGUGCUGAUCCGCUCAGGAGCUGCUGCCCGCCAGGGAGAGACGCAUUGGGAGCCACCGCGCACAAACGCACCGUCAGAAAAUGUCUGUGGAGAAAGUAUUCGACGAGCUCGGACAUUUCAAAAGAUUUCAGGCAUGUCUGUACUUUGCAGCAGUCUUCCAGGCCAUAGCUUGUGGAAUCCACUACCUGGCCUCAGUUUUUUUGGUGGAAACUCCAAAUUUUGUGUCUAGUGUGCCCGGCAACAUCACCGACGUUCUGUAUGGUAACGUGACGGCAAGCAGCCUGGAAGAAAUCUUGCCAGUCUUUAAAUCAGGUAGCGGACCACUGGUGGUGAAGACAGCAGAAGGAGAACAGUGGGAGCUAAGCCGGUGCCGCUGCACUCUUCGCAUCAACCCAAGACACUUUUCGUAUGACUUCGAUGGCAACAAAACAGUGAAAGAAUGUACGGGGAACUUUGUUUAUGACCAUACCGAAGUUUACCAAAGCAUUGUGACCGACUGGGACUUGGUAUGUGAUAAAGAGUGGCUGGCCAAGCUGUGCCAGCCCACAUUCAUGCUCGGAGUGCUGAUUGGAGCGCUGGUGUUUGGGGACGUUGCUGACAGAAUUGGCCGUGUAAAGAUUCUGAUGCUCACCAGCGUUUGUCAGUUCGGGUUCGGAGUAGCUGUAGCAUUCUCCGGAAACUACUAUUUCUUUGUGGUGCUCCGCUUUCUCCUUGCUAUGGUGUCUAGUGGCUAUCUGGUGGUGGUCUUUGUCUAUGUAACAGAGUUCACUGGCAACAAGGUACGCACAUGGACAUCGAUGCAUGUGCAUGCAGCCUUUGCUGUUGGCGUCAUGAUGGUGGCUCUGACUGGUUACCUGGUGCGGGUGUGGUGGAUCUACCAGAUAGUCCUCUCCAUAUGCACCGCACCUUUCUUGCUCUUUUGCUGGAAGUUUCCCGAGACCCCCUUUUACUUGAUGGCCAAGGGCCGCUUUGAGGAAACUGAGAAACUGCUGAAUGUGAUUGCCCACGUCAACGGCCUUGAAUGCAGGCUGAAAGCUGAGGAUCUCCUGGAGCCAGGGAAGAGGGAAGAUGGCAAAAGUCUGCUGAAGGGAGACACAGAGGAGCAGUCAUCCAAGCCUGAGAAGAAGCUGACCAUCGUGGACCUGUUUGGCAGCUGGAGGAUGGCCGGUCGUACAUGCACAGUGUGGGCCAUCUGGUUCAUCGGCAGCCUGGGCUACUACGUCUCCUCUCUGGGCUCAGUAAAUCUGGGAGGAAACCAGUAUGUUAACCUCUUCCUUGCCGGUGCAGUGGAGCUCCCCUCUUAUCUGGUUGGCUGUUUUGCAAUGGAUCGGAUUGGAAGGAAGAAGACGUGUGCCCCAUCUCUGCUCCUGGCCGCGCUCGCCUGUUUUCUCAUCAUUGUGGUACCUGCUGACAUAGAGAUCCUAAUUAUUGUUCUGAGUAUGAUAGGAAAGUUUGCUAUUGCGAUUGCCUUUGGUCUCAUCUACCUCUACACCUGCGAGCUUUACCCGACUAUCAUCAGGUCUUUGGCAGUAGGUAGUGGCAGUAUGAUGUGCCGUGUUGGCAGUGUGGUGGCCCCUUUCUGUGUCUACCUGGCUGACAUCUGGAUCUACCUACCUCAGCUUAUUGUGGGAAUCCUGGCAUUAAUUUUUGGAGUACUCGCACUGUUUCUGCCUGAGACCCUUGGCAAACCUCUGACAACCACCUUGGAAGAGGCUGAAUCUCUGGGACGUAAGCCCAGCAAGAUGAACGACAGACUGGAGCUGAACCAGCAUGGAGCAAAAGCUUGAGCCGUACACUUCAGGGAACACACAAGGAGACAAGCUGUGGAAGAGAGACGAGGUGACAACAGUUAAAUACCUGGAAACAAAAACGACAUAGAUUAAUAGGAUGGUUGGAAAAAAGUGAAAAACAAGAAAAGAUAACAGGUUUUUAUGACAACUUGUAAAGUGACUUUUUUGUUGACAUUUUGUUCUGCAAAGUGACCGACAGCUUGAUAUUUUAGGAGGCCUGAGAACUUCCUCACACUCUUCUGCUCUAUGAUGUAAUCGUCACAAAACAAUGAAAAUCAUGUGCCAUGUGUGGUAAUUUGUGAUAGCAUACUUUGAGUCUUUUUUUGUAGUUUCGAUCAUAAUUUCUAUUACUGAUUUUAACUUUGUACUUAAAAAAAUGUUCAAAAUUUGCUUGGAACACAGCUACAAAAAAGACAGACAGGACAGACAAUGGAAAGACUUUAUUUAUUUUUAAAUUAAAUUAAUAUUUUGUAGUUAUAGACAGAACAAAAGCAGAUUUUUAUGUAAGGUCGUCAGGUGUUUCUUGCCCUGUUGGGCUUCUUUUAAGCAGUGUUUCAGCGUUUAUACUCCUGUUCUUACCACAGUGUUAAUAUUACUGACAAGGAGUGACCAAAACUAUAAAAAUCAGACUCCAGCUGUAUUGAACCAAGUUAUCCUUUAAAACAAAGUUAUCAAGGCUCAACUGCUGCACAUUUUUCAUGUCUCCGAGCAUCUGCACAGAUCAUGGCAGUGCCUUGGUUAUUUUAUAUCAUAAUAAAUCGUAUGUCAUGUAUCAAAAUGCUAGAAUGUAUUAUUCUAAUAUUAAAUAAGUGCCUUCAACUUGCCUUUUAAGGCUUUCUUUUAAUCUCAGGACAUCAGUUUUGCUGUAAAUCUAUCACUGGAUUUAUCCUCAAUUGCCUCUUGUUAAAGAUCAAAUAUUUAAAGGUAACAAAAGAGCCAAGUUUUGCACACAAUUGUUAGAGCUUUAUUAGGUCUUAUCAUUAUUAUUAUUAUUAUUAUCAUUAGGACCUUUAUUAAAGGUUUAUUCACGAUGAAGUUCUAAUUACCCAUAAACAUUAUGGCGAGCACAAAGACAGUGUGCAGGAGUUUUUUAAUUGCUCUUCUUGUCUAAGAUGAGCAAUUAAAUUUUUUUUAUAUAUGCUUAUAUGCAAUCAGAUGCUAGGCAGAUUGAGAAAAGAAGCAUAAUAGUACCAUAUAGAGUCUUCAAGAGUCAUAUAUAAUCUCCAGAUGUUUGGACCAAAUACAGGGAUGGACCACAACACUGUGGAGAUGUACUGUAUAUACCUGAUUUACAAUAUUAUGUUACGGUUAUGGUGCAUUAAUCCAAAGGAGAAAAAGAACAGCAGCUGGUGUUCUAAAACUGGUGACUGGUCUGCAAUCAACAGUAUGGACUUUUCCAUUUAUAGCAUCCUCGUCUUAUUUUGAUUUACAAUAAAUAUGCAGAGGGUUGACACUGGGGUUUAUGGCUUCUUCAUCCUGUUCAUAUGAACUGGCUUUAGUUAGCACAGUUUUACAGUGAUACAGAGAAGAGACUUUAUAAACCUUGGUAAAGGAGCAAGCACAUUCCUUCCAUUUGUCAAUAGGGGAAGUUUGAACUUGGUGCUGGAAAUGCAAAAUAAUACAGCAGGUCUGAGGAUACGGUGCCUAUAUACAUUAACAGCUUUGUGUUUGAUGGUGAAGGGGAAGUCCCACAGCCACAGUGACAUUCCCAUCGCCAUUACCGAAUACAUAAAGGUCCUCUGUGUUCAACUUUUCAGGAGAAAACUACCACUUUUUAUGUGUGUGUGCUUAUGUGUAUGGAAAAGUACUAAACAUGAGUUAGGCUUCUAACGUGAACUUCCAGUUCUGUCGUGAUACUGGUGCCUCAAAUAGAGUGGGGGCUAUUACUGGGCUAAAUGGAGCGAGUAAGGAUGUAAGGAUUGGAAUGAAGGUUAAGAUAACUUUAGGGUUAGGUGCAGUAAGGUACAGUAAAAACAGAGUUCCAGAGUAGCAAUAGCUCUACUGAAAUAAGAACACGAGGCCAGUUACAGUAAACUCGUUAGGUGCGUAUUAUGCCUUCCUUGCUUUCUGAGAAUUGCUACCGAUUGGCCUCAUUUUUGGUUAUUUUAGAUUCAUGCACACACAGUCUUGUUUUCAAAUCAGAGGAUCUUGCUUUGGCUGAUAAUCAUUUCCUGGAGAGUCAUCCAUAUAAUAGCUGCUUAUUCCCAGACCAUAACCUAAAGCUAACCUUUUCCUUAACCUUAAAGCGAGGCUUCAACUUAAAAUUGCUUAAAGGGAGAGGAGUACUCGUAAUGUGACUGUGUAAACAGAUUUAUGUCCUCACAGCAUGCAUGCACACGGACACUCUGCUUUUUCUUCACUGUUGUUAUCAGUCUGCUUCAUGCAAGUGAUUAUUUCCUGUUGUUGACGAUGUGCAAAAAUUCUGAAAAUGUAACGAAUGUUUGUGGAAAUUUACAAAAACAUUUUGUCACUCAAAUUUUUCAAGAUUUAAAUAAAAAACAUUUGAGUA
Oreochromis aureus is the source of this 4472-nucleotide messenger RNA. It is a transcript of the gene slc22a16, whose product is annotated as solute carrier family 22 member 16. The coding region runs from base 254 to 1960 and encodes 568 amino acids. The record is from RefSeq and is a predicted model, not a curated record. The transcript has 8 exons. Gene Ontology annotation, biological process: transmembrane transport. Gene Ontology annotation, cellular component: membrane. Lineage: Eukaryota; Metazoa; Chordata; Actinopteri; Cichliformes; Cichlidae.